Molecule: messenger RNA, 1479 nt
Organism: Saccharomycopsis crataegensis
Lineage: Eukaryota; Fungi; Ascomycota; Saccharomycetes; Ascoideales; Saccharomycopsidaceae
Product: NADP(+)-dependent, decarboxylating phosphogluconate dehydrogenase
Exons: 2
Coding region: 1-1479 (492 amino acids)
Biological process (GO): pentose-phosphate shunt; pentose-phosphate shunt, oxidative branch
Cellular component (GO): cytosol
Molecular function (GO): NADP binding; phosphogluconate dehydrogenase (decarboxylating) activity
Source: RefSeq, a predicted model, not a curated record
AUGUCUGCUGUCGCUGAUGUCGGUCUUAUUGGUCUCGCUGUUAUGGGUCAAAACUUGAUCCUUAACAUUGCCGACCACGGUUUCAAGGUUGCUGCUUUCAACAGAACCACCUCUAAAGUUCAACACUUCUUGGAUAACGAAGCCAAGGGUAACGACAACGUUGUCGGUGCCUUCUCUAUCGAAGAAUUCGUUGCUAAAUUGAAGAAACCAAGAAGAAUCAUCCUCCUUGUUAAGGCUGGUUCCGCCGUUGACGCCUUCAUUGACACCCUUUUGCCACACUUGGACCAAGGUGAUAUCAUCAUUGACGGUGGUAACUCUCACUUCCCAGACUCCAACAGAAGAGCCAAGGAACUCGCUGCUAAGGGUAUCAGAUUCGUCGGUUCCGGUGUUUCUGGUGGUGAAGAAGGUGCCAGAUACGGUCCAUCUCUUAUGCCAGGUGGUAACGAAGAAGCUUGGCCAUACAUCAAGGAAAUUUUCCAAUCCGUCUCCGCCAAGUCCGAUGGUGAACCAUGUUGUGACUGGGUUGGUCCAGAAGGUUCUGGUCAUUUCGUCAAGAUGGUCCACAAUGGUAUUGAAUACGGUGACAUGCAAUUGAUUGCCGAAGCUUACGACAUCAUGAAGAGAAUUGGUGGUUUCACCAGUAAGGAAAUUGGUGAAGUUUUUGCCAAAUGGAACAAGGGUGUCCUUGACUCUUUCCUUGUUGAAAUUACCAGAGACAUUUUGUUGUUUGACGAUGUCGAUGGAACUCCAUUGGUUGAAAAGAUCUUGGAUUCUGCCGGUCAAAAGGGUACCGGUAAGUGGACUGCCAUCAACGCUUUGGACCUUGGUAUGCCUGUCACCUUGAUUGGUGAAGCCGUUUUUGCCAGAUGUUUGUCUGCCGUUAAGUCUGAACGUGUUAAGGCCUCCCACAUUUUGAGCGGUCCAGAAAUUCCAAAGGAUGCCAUCAAGGACAAGCAAGCUUUUGUCGAUGACUUGGAACAAGCUCUUUACGCUUCUAAAAUCAUUUCUUAUGCUCAAGGUUUCAUGCUUAUCCGUGAAGCCGCCAAGGAAUAUGGCUGGAAGCUCAAUAACCCAGCCAUUGCCCUUAUGUGGCGUGGUGGGUGUAUCAUCCGUUCCGUUUUCCUCGGGGAAAUCACCAAGGCUUACCGUGUCAACCCAGACUUGGAAAACUUGUUGUUCGAUGACUUCUUCAAGAACGCCAUCAACAAGGCCCAAUCUGGUUGGAGAAAGACCUUGGCUCUUUCCACCACUUAUGGUAUUGCUUCUCCAGCUUUUGCUACUGCUUUGGCCUUCUACGAUGGUUACAGAUCCGCCAGAGUUCCAGCUAACUUGAUCCAAGCCCAAAGAGAUUACUUUGGUGCCCACACCUUCAAGGUUUUGCCAGAAGCUGCCAGCGAAAACUUGCCAGAAGGUAAGAACAUCCACAUCAACUGGACCGGUAAGGGUGGUAACGUCAGUGCUUCCACUUACGAUGCCUAA